Messenger RNA from Thlaspi arvense, 2541 nucleotides. NCBI's taxonomy places the organism in Eukaryota, Viridiplantae, Streptophyta, Magnoliopsida, Brassicales, Brassicaceae. The record is from the annotation of a GenBank genome assembly.
UGAAAUUUCAAAUUUGAAAUUUCAAACAGUAAAUUUGAAGUUUCACUGUUCAAAACUUCAAAUACUCAGAAUAAAGAUGUAUAUAAAAAAUAAUCUACCUGUAGCGCGCGUUCUAGAAAAUAAUUUUUAUGAUUAUUCUUCAGUUUAUUUUCAAUUUUUGAAAAAAUCUCUCCAUCUAGGCCUAGCGCCCGAUUCAAGUCCAACUAGUUUCCGAGCAAAGGUAAUUUACUAAUAUCGAUGGUGACAUUACGAGUUAAAGCAGUUUCUUCGUUGUAGUGAGAAUGGUGAAAUUGCUAUAGAACCCAGAAGUCUCAAACAAUCUCUGAUCAGACACUGUUGUUUGUCUGAAAGCAAAGACAUGAGCAUCACGAAACUUAUACGCUCCAAUGCGUUCAAACCAAUCCCAAAUUUCGUCAGAAGCUCUCUACGUUACGCUUGUGUCGAGUCGAAUCAAAACACAGACGGUCCUUACAGACCCAAGAAGCAUCACAUUCUAGCCACAGAUCUAAUCGUUUCGUAUUUCGAAAAAGGCUUAUUCGAAGAAGCACGAUCACUGUUCGACGAAAUGCCUGAGAGAGACGUAGUUGCUUGGACCGCAAUGAUCACCGGUUACGCUUCCUCCGAUCACAACGCUCUCGCUUGGGAGUGUUUCCGAGAGAUGAUCAGGCAAGGAACGGACCCGAACGAGUUCACGCUCUCGAGCGUACUCAAAUCUUGUAGAAACAUGAAGGUUUUGGCCUAUGGUGGUUUGGUUCAUGGAGUUGUGGUUAAAAUCGGUAUGGAAGGUUCUCUAUAUGUUGACAACGCCUUAAUGAAUAUGUACGCUACUUGUUCUUCGACAAUGGAAGCUUCUUGUUCGAUUUUUCGGGAUAUCAAGGCGAAAAACGAUGUCACUUGGACUACUCUAAUCACCGGGUUUACGCAUUUGGGUGAUGGCAUUGGCGGUUUAAAGAUGUAUAAGAAAAUGUUACGGGAGAAUGCAGAGGUGACGCCUCACUGUAUAACAAUAGCGGUUAGAGCUUCUGCUUCGAUUGAUUCCGUUACAACGGGAAAGCAGAUCCAUUCGUCGGUGAUUAAACGCGGGUUUCAGUCUAACCUUCCGGUGAUGAACUCUGUUCUGGACUUGUAUUGCAGGUGUGGGUAUAUAACAGAUGCGAAACGCUAUUUCCUUGAGAUGGAAAAUAAAGAUUUAAUCACAAGGAACACUCUUAUAUCCGAGCUCGAGAGAUCAGACAGCAGCGAAGCUCUGGUCAUGUUUCAGCGGUUUGAAUCGCAAGGCUUUGUGCCGAAUUGCUACACUUUCACAAGCUUAGUCGCUGCUUGUGCCAAUAUAGCGGCGUUGAACUGUGGCCAGCAGCUUCAUGGAAGGGUUUAUAGAAGAGGGUUUAACAAGAACGUUGAGUUAGCUAAUGCUUUGAUUGAUAUGUAUGCUAAAUGCGGCGACAUACCGGGAUCUAAAAGAGUAUUCAGCGAAAUCGAGGAGAGGAGGAAUCUUGUUUCUUGGACUUCGAUGAUGAUUGGGUAUGGAUCACAUGGUUAUGGAGAAGAAGCUGUUGAGCUUUUCGACAAAAUGGUUAGUUCCGGUAUUAGACCAGACCGGAUUGUGUUCAUGGCGGUUCUUAGCGCUUGCCGCCAUUCCGGUCUUGUUGAGAAAGGGUUGAAGUACUUUCAAGUGAUGGAGAAAGAGUACGGCGUAAAUCCGGAUCGAGAAAUUUACAACUGUGUGGUGGAUUUGCUUGGAAGAGCUGGGAAAAUCGACGAGGCUUAUGAGUUGGUAAAGAGGAUGCCGUUUAAACCGGAUGAAUCCACUUGGGGAGCGAUUCUUGGUGCUUGUAAAGCGCAUAAACUUGCGGGAGUGAUAAGCAGAUUAGCUGCAAGAAAGGUUAUGGAGUUGAAGCCGAGAAUGGUGGGGACAUAUGUGAUGCUUUCGUAUAUCUAUGCAGCAGAAGGGAAGUGGGAAGAUUUCGCUAGAGUGAGGAAGAUGAUGAGGAUAAUGGGGAACAAGAAAGAAGCUGGUAUGAGCUGGAUUCAAGUAGAGAACCAGGUUUUUAGCUUCGCUGUGAGCGAUAAAGCGUGUCCUGAUUCGGAUUCUGUGUAUUCGAUCUUGGGUUUAGUGAUAGAGGAGACUAGAGAAGCUGGCUAUGUUCUUGACUUAGACUCCUUAGUUCAUGAUCAAGAAGUAUGAAACAGAAAGACAUAAAUGUGGCUUCUGAUUUCUACCAUUUAAGAUGAAGAUCAAGAAAGUAAAGAUGAAUAUGACAAGAAGGAGUGAUGAAGAACACAGAAUCUGAAAAAGGUAGACUUUUUCUUGAUUUCAACGAAUCUCUUUAUGCAUAGAUACUGUAAUGGAGAGUGGUCCUACUUACAAAAGAACAAACUUCACCAUACCUCGUUUUAGAUCAGGUAUGGCUAACUUUGGUUCAGAACAAUCGUAAAUCGCCUCAACGGAUCAUAUAUUGUUGGCCUAUUUAUAGCAUAACUUCUCUUUCUUGAGUUUAUGCUUUGAUUUGUCAUAGUUUGAAAGAAAUUGUGAAGAAAUGG